CGAAGCUUUGCUGACAAGUAUAAACGGUGACUUAAGCCGACUUGUACUAGUCACCGCCAGCAUUGCGAUUCAAAAACUACUAAGAACACUUCACGAAUAGAAGUAGCAUCCGAGAUUUGAUAAUUCUACGAGUGUGAUAAUUCUAAUUUGUGCUUAACUUGAGAUUAUACUGUACAAUUAUUCAACGCAAUUAGGAGCAGUGAAAUUUUGUUGAUCAAAAUGGUGAAAACGAAAUCCUCAGAACAGGAGGAAGAAGGCAUGGGUUUCAAGAACAAGCAGAAAGCGUUGGAUACUCUAAAAAUUUUGGACGGUCGUGAUACCAUUUAUCAAUUUCAUGUAAUCAUGAAUUUCAUCAGUCGCGCGAAAAAAACGCUCCAGAUUACACGGAAGGAAGAGAAACUGGCGAAUCUGCGUGACGCUCUGAAAGUCUUCGAAGAUUGGAUGGCAGAUUACAAGGAGAAUAAUCGAAGAAAAGAGAAUCUCGCGUAUCUGUUGAUCGAGACGAUCAAGGCCUUCCGUAGCCUCGCGAAGAAGUACGACGUGUGGGACGACGGAUUCUUCAGGGCAUAUAUGAACGAGAAGGGUGACUACAAAAGCCUACGGAAUGUGAAAGUUCCUAACGGAGACACCACGUGGGACAUCGAGAGAAACAGGCGUCUGAAGGAGAUCAUUAAUAGGAUCAAGAAUAAUCACGUCCAAUGGUAUGAGACGGACGUAGGCGAUUUUCGGGGAUUACCGACAAAGGAGCAUGUGCGAUGCAUCGUGCUCGGAUAUAGUCCUGAUCCUAUGAAACUGAAAAACUUGGCAGUUCAAGUGCGCGAAAAAUUCAAUGAAGAAGAUGAUGACAUGGACGUGGAGGAAGAACGAAAAUCUGGCAAAGGCGUUAAACGAUCUCGCGAUAAUUCAUCGAGCAGCGACAGUGAUAGCGAUAGCGAUAGCAAGCCGGAAAAAAAAUAUACAAAGCGUUCGUCGGAAGCUGAAGAGAACGAAAAGAAGGAAAAUAUGCUGAGUUUUAAGGAUAAAGACAAAGCUUUGCAAAGCAUCAAGUCCUUGGAAGGCAGAGACAUAUCUUACCAGUUUUACGCGAUUAGCGGACUGGUGAAGCGAGCUGAAAGAGUAAUAUCGUGCACAAAGGAUGAGCAGAAGAUCAAAAAUAUGCGGGAAGCUAUUGAAAUCUUUGAGAAUUGGAUCACCGACUACAAUGUGAAAGGCCGAUCGAAGGAGAACUUCAAUUAUCUAACAAUCGAUAUUGUGCGAGCCUUUAAAUCUCUGGCUGAACGAUACAACAUCGAAGACAAUGGUUUCCUCAAAAUUUACGAGGAGGUGAACGGCGACUACAAGAAACUCAGGUCUGUCCGAUUUCCGGAGUCGAACGUUACAUGGGAUGUGAAGAGAAACGAACAUCUUCGGGAGCUGGUGAAUUACAUAAAGGAGAAACAUGUUCAAUGGUUUGACACAGACGUCGAAUUCCGAGGUUUGCCUACCGCAGAGCACACCCAAUGUAUCAUGUGGGGUUUCAGCUACGAUGUCGCCAAGCUAAAGAAGCUACUACCCACAUUAAGCAAGAAACUCGAACCUGCUGAUUAACGUUAUGAUUUAUUAUAAUAAACAUUGGAUUACUAGAGCGUCGCUUUGAAAACCGAUACGCUUCCAUGAUUAAGCGUGACAAAAGUGAGAAAAAGUACAUUGUUGCACAUUCAUAUUUUUUUAUACGUUACACAUUUAAUUGUUAAAUGUUUUACUGUGGUAAAUAUUUUUUCACAUAUAAUUGUACAAAAAUACACGUGCAUAAAGCAUUGCAUAUUUUAAGGAUGUGCAUGAUAUUUAAUAUAGGUAAAGAAUUACAAAUUAGUGGUUAGAAAGAUCAAAAGACACGAGUAAUGUUUAUUGGAUCUAUAAAAAUAAAGUAGUUGAUUAUAACAUACAUUAAGAAUUAAAACUAGUUUCUUAUCUAUAAAUUAAUCGGAAACAUUUCGACUGUACUAAGUCUUCUUCAAUUUAUAAAUAAAAAAUAAUUAAACAUUGGAAAGAAAGAUAUAAUAUAUUAAAAACAUGAAACAUGAUAUCAUAAGUUGAACAUAAUACAUUAGAAAAAUGAGCGCGAGCGUGAUAUGAUAGACCAGCUACUGAUCUAUUAUGCCGGAGGUCCCGAGUUUUAUCCGCCAGAUAGGAAUCAAAAUAUUUACGCUCAUGUCUUCUGUCGAUAGUAUCCUUGCCCACAGAAACAUCUCUCGAAAAAUCCGCCGUUCAGAAUCGGCAUUAAAACUGUAGAUCCCAUAUGCCUUGUGGCAAUUGAAUAAUCAACGUAUGCAUCAGAAGCAUAUAAGAAGGGUAUAACAUUAGGCUAGAGGCCUGUUAUACCCUUCUUAUAUGCUUAUAAUGCGUACAUUAAUUAUUUAAUUGUAAGAAGAAGACAUUAGAAUGAUGUGAUGGAAAAACAUUAUUAAAAGUACAUAAUUUUUAAAAAUGUGAUAUGGCUCUAAGUUUAUAAUUAAUAUCAAUUCAACGUUUCAAUGUUUCAAAGUUAAAAUCGCAUGAUCACCGAAGUACUGGUAAAUAAAAU
Messenger RNA from Acromyrmex echinatior (Panamanian leafcutter ant), 2563 nucleotides. It is a transcript of the gene Ude, whose product is annotated as Uracil-DNA degrading factor. Lineage: Eukaryota; Metazoa; Arthropoda; Insecta; Hymenoptera; Formicidae. The record is from RefSeq and is a predicted model, not a curated record.